This is a messenger RNA of Punica granatum (pomegranate), 1643 nucleotides long. NCBI's taxonomy places the organism in Eukaryota, Viridiplantae, Streptophyta, Magnoliopsida, Myrtales, Lythraceae. The record is from RefSeq and is a predicted model, not a curated record.
UUCUGUACCAAAGGCCAACCAAACAGAGAAGCAUUCAAAGAUCCAUCCAUCCGCCAUUUCUCUUCCUCGCCUCACCUCUCUCUCCUUCCGGCAACACCCCCUCCCUCGCCGUGGAAAAUGGCUCUCUCGCGCUUGUCCUCCUCGUCCAGGCGCCUAGAUCUCCUCACCAGUCCCCUCGCCGCCGCCCUCGCCCGCCGCCCGAUCUCCACUGACACGACCCCGAUCACUGUCGAGACAUCGGUCCCCUUCUCCGCCCACAAGUGCGAGGGGCCGUCCCGCUCCGUCGAGACCACCCCGCAGGAGCUCAUUUCCUUCUUCCGGGACAUGGCCUUGAUGCGCCGGAUGGAGAUCGCAGCAGACUCCCUCUACAAGGCCAAGCUGAUCCGGGGCUUCUGCCACCUCUACGACGGCCAGGAGGCAGUCGCCGUCGGGAUGGAGGCCGCCAUCACCAAGAAGGACUGCAUCAUCACGGCCUACCGUGACCACUGCAUCUUCCUCGAACGCGGUGGCACCCUGCUGGAGGUCUUUGCGGAGCUCAUGGGCCGCCGGGCGGGCUGCUCCAAGGGCAAAGGUGGCUCGAUGCAUUUCUACAAGAAGGACUCUGGGUUCUAUGGCGGUCACGGUAUUGUGGGAGCUCAGGUUCCGCUCGGCUGUGGGUUGGCCUUUGCGCAGAAGUACUCCAAGGAUGAGAACGUGACCUUCACUCUGUACGGUGAUGGAGCUGCCAAUCAGGGGCAACUUUUCGAGGCGCUUAACAUUUCCUGCCUUUUGGAACUCCCCGCCAUUCUGGUCUGCGAGAAUAACCACUAUGGUAUGGGAACAGCCGAGUGGAGAGCCGCAAAGAGCCCUGCAUACUACAAGCGUGGGGAUUAUGCCCCGGGAUUGAAGGUUGAUGGUAUGGAUGCCUUUGCGGUGAAACAGGCUUGCAAAUUUGCCAAGGAGCAUGCUUUGAAGAAUGGUCCCAUCAUUCUUGAGAUGGACACAUAUAGGUACCACGGUCACUCUAUGUCAGAUCCUGGGAGCACCUACCGAACUCGUGAUGAGAUUAGUGGUGUGAGACAGGAGCGCGAUCCGAUUGAAAGAAUUAGAAAGCUGAUAUUGGGUCUCGAUCUAGCUACUGAAAAAGAGUUAAAGGAUAUGGAAAAGGAAGUGAGGAAAGAGGUUGAUGAAGCCAUUGCUCAAGCUAAGGAGAGUCCAAAUCCAGAUCCUUCUGAACUGUUCACAAAUGUAUAUGCAAAGGGAUAUGGAGUUGAGGCCUUCGGAGCAGACAGGAAAGAGGUGAGAGCUGCGCUUCCAUAGAUCAAAACUGAAACGUGAACUAACAUGGGCGCUCCUCUAUUUCCUCCGGCAUUCGGAGGAGCCAAAUCAAUAAAAGGUUUUCCGUCGAUUCAAUAUAGAUUGCCAGUCAUCUCGUGGUUACCUGCCCUUCGCAAGUUGUGCAUCAUUUUUUGAUGCUUCGAGCACAUUCCUUUCUGUCUUCUUCCCUUAUCACUUGAUUGGGACCCAACAACUGCAUGAUUUACUCAUGUUUUGAAAGCUCCAAGGUUUCUUGUGAGGAUAUUUAGAUGAUCGAUCAAAAGAAGUUUACCCAAGUGAUCUGAAGUAUCCAUGGACCAUUGCCAGACGGUUCACUCGGGCACUCA